UCGAUCGUAACACUUGCAGAAAUGGCCUUUAAAUUUGUCGUCCUGACAUGCCUUGUGGCUGCCGCUAGUGCCGGCCUGGUGCCCGCAGCUGUCUCAUAUGCGGCACCGGCCUACCACGCUGCACCCCUAGCCUACGCCGCUGCGCCCGUCGCCAAGCUUGCAGUAGAGGAAUACGACGCACACCCGCAGUACAGCUUCGCUUACGACGUACAAGACGGCCUCACUGGCGACUCUAAGUCCCAGCAUGAGACCCGCGACGGCGAUGUCGUCCACGGCUCCUACUCGGUCGUCGACCCCGACGGCACCAAGCGCACCGUCGACUACACUGCUGACCCCCACAAUGGUUUCAACGCCGUCGUCAACAAGGAGCCAGUCGCCGUCAAGGUCGCCAAGGUCGCUGCCCCUGUAGCCUACCACGCUGCGCCUGUUGCCUAUCACGCCGCGCCCGUAGUACACGCCGCCCCUGUAGCCUACCACGCCGCUCCCGUAGUACACGCCGCUCCCCUGGCGUACUCUGCUCCGAUCUACCAUCAUUAAUUACGAAUAAUGCUACGAUAUGUCACAUUGUAAAUAGAAACAUGUAGAAUGUAUUUUUACUUGUAAAAUUAUUUAAUAAAAUAACAUAUUAC
Papilio polytes (common Mormon) is the source of this 629-nucleotide messenger RNA. Its product is annotated as larval cuticle protein A2B-like. The record is from RefSeq and is a predicted model, not a curated record. Gene Ontology annotation, cellular component: extracellular matrix. Bases 22 to 537 code for a protein of 171 amino acids. The transcript has 2 exons. NCBI's taxonomy places the organism in Eukaryota, Metazoa, Arthropoda, Insecta, Lepidoptera, Papilionidae.